Cutaneotrichosporon oleaginosum is the source of this 1658-nucleotide messenger RNA. RefSeq lists its product as uncharacterized. NCBI's taxonomy places the organism in Eukaryota, Fungi, Basidiomycota, Tremellomycetes, Trichosporonales, Trichosporonaceae. Gene Ontology annotation, cellular component: cytoplasm. Gene Ontology annotation, molecular function: acyl-CoA dehydrogenase activity; flavin adenine dinucleotide binding. Gene Ontology annotation, biological process: fatty acid beta-oxidation using acyl-CoA dehydrogenase. The record is from RefSeq and is a predicted model, not a curated record.
CUUUCCAGUCUCACCCUCAUCGUUUGCCAUCAUGACUCCCUCACCACAACGAACAGUGACCCGCGAAGAGGUCGCUAAACACAACAGCGAGGGCGAUUUGUGGGUCAUCAUCGACACGUUUGUGUAUGACCUGUCCAAGUUCGCAAAGUUCCACCCGGGCGGUCUGUCCGUGCUCCUUGACGAGGACGUGGCGGGCAAGGAUGCAACCACCACUUUCUUCGGUCUGCACGGGAUGGAUGUCCUCAACAAACCUCAGAACGACAGGAUGAUCAUCGCUCGUAUUGAGGGUGAGAAGCCCAAGAUCCGCCGUCCUCAGCCCGGAGAACUCUCGCGCGUACCCUACGGCGAGUCGAAUUGGCUCGCACCAGCAUUUAAGAGCCCGUACUAUAAUGAAUCGCACCACCGUCUGCGCAAAGAGAUGCGUGUGUUUGUCGACACUAAGCUCUACCCCGAGGCGCAGGCACACGAGGUCAGCGGCAAGGAGGCGAGUGCUCAGGUUAAGCGCGACAUGGCCGAGUCCAAGCUCAACCACAUGCGUCUCGGCCCCGGCAAGCAUCUUCAUGGCUUGACGCUCAUGGGUGGCAUCAAGGGCGAGGAAUUCGACUACUUCCAUGAGCUCGUGGUGAUCCAAGAGCUGAGCCGAAUUCGGGCCAAGGGGUACUCUACUGGCGCGAUGGCUAGCAUUUCCAUCGGCCUUCCACCUGUCAUGAACUUUGGCAAGGAGCCAUUGCGGUCGCGCAUCAUUCGGGAGGUUCUCGAGGGGGAGAAGAUGGCCUGCCUAUGUAUUACGGAAGCGUUUGCAGGGUCCGACGUGUCCGGUAUCAAGAGUCGCGCAGUGCGCCAGCCGGACGGCGGCUGGAUUCUCAAUGGCACCAAGAAGUGGAUUACGGGCGGUAUGUACGCCGAGUACUUCUCCGUCGCAGCUAAGACGUACGGCGGCGACUGCCCUGACGGGGCCAUCUCCAUGUUCAUCGUGCCCCGAGGUGAGGGCGUCAAAACCAAGUUCAUCCCAACGAUGUAUUCUCCCGCGGCCGGCACAGCGUACAUCACCUUUGACAAGGUGCGCAUCGAACCCGAGCAGCUGUUGGGCGAGGAGGGCAAGGGCCUGUUCAUCGUGCUGUCCAACUUCAACAAGGAGCGGUGGGGGAUCAUUGCCGGUGCGGCCGCGACUUGCCGCCUCGUCACUCACGAGUGCAUCCUGUGGGCAGCGCAACGCGAAGUGUUUGGCAAGAACCUCCUUUCGCAACCUGUCAUCCGCCUUAAGCUCGCCGCGAUGAUCGGCAAGACCGAGGCCGCACAGCAUUGGGUGGAAAACAUUACCUAUCAGAUGAACCACAUGGACUACAAGACGCAAGCCAAGCACCUGGCUGGCCAGCUCGCAUUCCUCAAAAUGAUGACCACUAAGUGGAUGAACGAGGUCAUUGACGACGCUGUGCAGAUCUUUGGCGGCCGUGCGCUCACCAAGACUGGCACGGGACGCUUCAUUGAGCGGGCCCACGCGUCCAAGAAGUUUGAGGCAGUCGGCGGCGGCUCGGAGGAGAUUAUGGGUGACCUCGGCAUGAGGCAACUAAUGCGAGACCUGCCUAAGGACCAGAAGUUGUAAGACACACUAACGGAUGUUGUAGAAAGUGUAGAGCUCGUAUGCAGUAUGAAGUAUG